Dufourea novaeangliae is the source of this 1920-nucleotide messenger RNA. RefSeq lists its product as uncharacterized. Gene Ontology annotation, biological process: regulation of transcription by RNA polymerase II. Gene Ontology annotation, cellular component: nucleus. Bases 124 to 1725 code for a protein of 533 amino acids. The record is from RefSeq and is a predicted model, not a curated record. NCBI's taxonomy places the organism in Eukaryota, Metazoa, Arthropoda, Insecta, Hymenoptera, Halictidae. The transcript is spliced from 6 exons.
CGACAGUUAUAAUGUGAGGUGCAAGAGGACAGGUAUUUCGGCGCGAACGGGAGCGCACUUUGUUGGUUAUGUGAGGCCACGAAACGCGUCGUCAUUAGCCGUUUUUCUCAAAUAUCGGCCAGGAUGGGCCAGGGUACGGACACCUGCACGGACCGUCCCACCGAAGUAAGCGUCAUCCGAUUCGUGUCGAGGAAUCGCACUGUUGAAGAAAUCGCCCCAAAAAAGGAAAUAUACACAUGCAAACAACGAGGUUGUGGCAAAAUAUUUACCAAUCAAGAUGAAUACAAAACACACGAGGCUCUGGAGGCCUUAAAAAUUAGAUUUAUCUGCCGGGAACCAGGAUGUGGAGAAGAAUUGUCAGAUCCUGGAAGUAUGUGGCGUCAUUAUCAAGAAUGGCAUAAUAAUGAAACAAAUGUAUUUAUAUGUCCAUACACAAAUUGUGGGUCUUUACAUACAACCAGUAGUAAUUUAGAGGAACAUAUCGAAAGCUAUCACAGACAACCACCAACACUGCCAACUGAACCAGAAGUUAUAUGCUUUGAAGAUCUGGAGAAUGCCAUGGAUGAAGAAGUUGUACAAAGUACAGAAGAUUGCUACGAGAAAAGACAGAACGAAACUUUUGCAAUAAAAGCACACCAAUAUGAUGAUAAUAAUGAACAAAGUAUUCAUAGAAAUGACAAUAUACAGCAGAAAAAGAAAGAUGUCCCUCAUGAUCAGAAUGCUCCAAACGAUAACUCUAAGAAGGAAGAUCACUCUUCCACCACAGAGUCAUUGAAUGAAGUGGGUGCAUUUCCUAUGCCUGAAAGUCUAAUGUUAAGUACAGAUAAUUUCCUCUGUAAGUAUGAGGGCAAUACGAACAAAUGUUCAGAACUGCAAGCAGAACAUUCCCAAGAAAAAGCUAACGUAGUAUACGUGAACGGAGAUAUUACCAUUACAAAAAAUUCAAAGAACGAGAUAUGUACUAUGAACUCAAGGAGUCAGGAACACAGAAUAGAGUUGGAUAAUAUUGAAAGAAUCUUCCGAAAUGAUUUGAAUCGUGAUGCUACGAAAAAUGAAGAGAACGCUAUAGAAACAAACAGCAACUGUUCCGAUGACGAAGAAUAUACUCCGAAGAAACAACGGAUGUCUAGAUACAAACAAGAAAUAUACAAGUGUGCCACUAAUGGCUGUGGGAGAAAAUAUAAAUACAUAUCCCAUUAUCGUCAUCAUCAAGACAGUCAUAAAUUAGGAGCCAAUACAAUUAGUUCAAAUUCUAACAAAUCAAUAAUGAAACUAAAACAAGGCAAAGCGUCGACCGUCAGUUUUUUCCUAUGCAAGAUUCCUGGCUGUGGAGCACAAGUGAGCAAUGUAACUGGUUUAUGGAAACACUACCAGGACAAUCAUGCUAACUCGAAACUGCCAGUAGUUCAAGGAGCUAAGAAUAAUGAAGUAUUUCGAUGCAAAAUUCCAGGAUGUGAAGCAGAGUUCAGUACGACUGUAAUGCUGUAUAAACACUUUAAUGAAAUGCAUUCGAAUGGUUCUGGCAAUAAUGCUAGCACAAACGCAAAGACUGGAAAUGGGAGUAGUUUUCAUUAUACCGAAGUGUUCAAAGAUGAUACUACCAGCCCGCAAGUAAAUUUUAAGACUGACUUUAAGGGAAAGCAUAAUAUUAAUGUAAAUGACUGUACGAAAAAUACCGAUGAACAAAGAUUAUCAUCGAUUGUUAAGAAAGAAACCCGAGAUUGAUUCGAGACAGGCUAAUAUCUUCAAUGAUGAUAAAUAAUUGUAGCAGUAUAAAUUGGAGUAUUUUACUAGGGCCGUAAGCAUUCGACUUAAAAAAUAUUAUUGUUCCUUCCUCUCUACGAGCUAUUCAGCUCUUUUGUAUUCUUCAUCUCUCUAACUAGUCACUCCUUACUACGCUUUUAACACUAUUUUGAGUGC